UAAAGGGAUAGUCUCUAAGGUUUAUUUAAACAAAAUAAUAUACUUUUUUCUGCAUUUGGUUUAACAGACCUUGUCAAAUAAUGCUGAUCUGCCAAGCUUUGCACUCAACAGAGUGCCUCACCUAUCACUUAUUUAAUAAACAAACUGCCGGAUUGAAUUUUUAUCAUCCACACAAAAAUUCGGCUUUUAUCUUUGGUCCAUUCACGAAGACCCCUGCUGACCCUGCUCGUAAAACAAACUGCGCAUCCCUGACCGAGGUCAGAGUAGCCGAAGAUGUCGGAGGAGAAGAGAUCAACACGUGGGAGAAAACGAUCUUUAACAGAUUCAGCAAGAAAACGAAACAGAAGUUUGGUUGUGUCAAAAUAUAAUCAAGGAAGAAUAGCUAUAGGUGGUCAGUAUGAUCGUUGGAUGGAAUUAAAAGAGACGCUGCAGCUUAAAACUCAUGCUGAUGUAGCAGAGUACCUGCUUGAUCGGAAUGAAACCUUGACAUUUGAAAGUUCUCCCAAGAAGGUGAAAACUGCAUUAAGUGCAGUAACACCAACACCGGGACAUGCAGCUACAAUUUUCCCACCCAAAUUUUCAGAUGUUUCUGAAAUAUCUUCAGAUCUGGACAAGGGGGACAGAAAUUCAAAUUUAUCUGGUAUAGAGCAGUUUGUAAAAACUGAUAUGAAAACAAAAACUCCAAGCAGUUUCUUGAAUCCUUCAGAUCUCUCAAUCUGCUUAUCAGAAAACUACACCAACGAGGACUCGGAGGAUUCAUCAGAUGAAGAUUAUGAGCCUAGUUACAUAAUGACGAUUAGAGAGGACACUCAGACUGAAGCCAUGGUUGAGGACUCAGAGAACGAGGAUAGCUGUGAUGAGGAAUCAAAUGAUAAUCUACGCCCGGGGAUUGCCAAAAUUUUAACUCAAGAGGAAAUUGAGGGCUGUAAGGAAGAUCAUCCUUUCAUUGUUUACCUCUCUCAGUUACUAACAUUAGCUGAAUUAUGUGUCCUGCCAAACUGUCAGCUUAAAGGAUGCAAAAAACCAGUGCAUUUGGAGAAAGCUGUUGUUGGGUCAGCACUCUAUUUAAAAUGGAAUUGUUCUGAUGGACAUCAAGCACAGCAGUGGUGCUCACAGCCUAUCUUAAACAGAGGAAUGCAUUUAGGGGAUUUGACACUCUCCUCUUCCAUCUUACUCUCUGGAAGCAAUUUUCAGAAAGUGUCAAUGAUGGCCAAAUUUAUGAAAUUACCGAUUGUGAGCAAAAACUCAUUUUAUAAAAUGCAAAGAACGUACUUGAUUCCAGCAGUGGAUGAAUUUUGGACAGAACAUCAGGAAACUGUGUUUAACCAGUUUCAAGGAAGAGAUAUAACAAUACUUGGAGAUGGCAGAAUGGAUAGCCCCGGUCACACUGCUCAAUAUUGCUCCUAUACAUUCAUGGAGUAUGACACCAAGACCAUUUUGCACAUAAUUACUAUGGACAAGCGAGUGACAGAGAAAAAAAGCACAAAUCUUGAGAAAGCUUGUUAG
This is a messenger RNA of Saccostrea echinata, 1506 nucleotides long. RefSeq lists its product as uncharacterized. Lineage: Eukaryota; Metazoa; Mollusca; Bivalvia; Ostreida; Ostreidae. The transcript is spliced from 7 exons. Bases 274 to 1506 code for a protein of 410 amino acids. The record is from RefSeq and is a predicted model, not a curated record.